CUACUUCCUGUAAGGGAAGCGCAGUCAGCUGUCACAACCUGGGAGGCGAACAGAGGGAACAUAGGCGAGCGCGAGCACAAAAUAACCGCAAAAAUGUCCAGUUUUUACAACAAGUUCAGUGGUUACACGAUGACUCAGCUCAACGAAAUACUUGAAGACGACGAAAAAUUAACGAAAAUGGUACAGGAGAUGGACGAGAUGCAGGAGGUCCAGCAGAACAAGGAGAAGACCCUGGUCAACAAUCGGACCCUGGCUGAGCAAAAUCUAGCUCUGCAGCCCAGCCUGGAACACAAGAAGGAGGACCUGACCAAGCACUACAGGUGUCUGCAGGAGAGAUUUGAGUCCUUUCAGCUCCGCAAGUCCACUCUAGACCACAAGUCAGGAAACACCUCCCUGGACACUUUGCUGGCUCUGCUGCAGACUGAGGGCGCAAAAAUAGAAGAGGAGACAGAAAACAUGGCCGACUCCUUCAUGGAUGGCGAGAUCACCCUGGAUUCUUUCAUUGAUUCCUACCAGAGCAAGAGGAAGCUGGCCCACUUAAGACGCGUGAAGAUUGAGAAGCUGCAGGAGAUGGUGGAGAAGGGCCAUGGGCUCCCUCAGAUGUCCAUCUCGUCCUCCCGAUCUCAGGAUGUGUCCCAGGAGCCCGCCCUCCUCACCGAAAACGACAGCAGCACUCCUUCUCCCGUGGCCCAGCCACGGAGGAAACCACCGCCUCCACCCUCCCUGCCAGCCCCUAUAUUAAGCCCAGCUCCAUCUGUUGCCCCUCAGUCUCCUGCCUUCUAUUCACCGUACCCACCAAUCCCUCCCCGGACCGGCCAGCCUUUCCCCAACAUCCCCACCGGAUACCCCAACCACUACGUCUCUCAAUACCCCCCUGCUCUGCCACAGAGGUCCGCACCAGGCAUGGCGCCGCAACCUGGCUUCAUUAUGCAGUAAAGAAAACAAAUUAGCCAUUUGGAGGACAGUUUUUUUUCAGAGACUUUUCACAACUGCAACUGCUCUGAGAGCAGUUUUUCCUAAUUUAUCUGUUUUCUUGUUUUACGACCAAUCACAACACAAGAAAGCAGGCCUCCACCAGCUGGUCGGGCCACACUCGGCUGAAGCAGAUCUAUAGUAAUCUCCAUGGAGUCGUUGCUCAGUUCUGUCUUAGGUCAACGCUCCCGUCAAAGAGAAAUCGAGAGCAUAAGGGCCUCGUCUUUCUCCAAUUGCUGUCAGUCAUAACGUGGGUCAUUUAACAGCUAGAGAGUCAGACCCUCAAAUCUAUUCUUUCAGCUUUUAAAAGUAAAAGUCUCAAAGAAAAGGAUUUAAAAUAGUAUUCUGCAGCACACCAAUCUACAGAUGAAAUAUAUAUGCAAGCAAGGUAAGACCCUUCUUACUGUGCAGUUUAGUCAAAAACAUCUUUUCCCAGAAUAUUUUCAGGGAAAACUGCAUUGACGCUUUGACUCUAUAGAUUUUUCCCCUUUUUUUUAAAAAAAAAAUCAAAAUUCACAAGGUACAUAUAGAUAUUUGAAUUUCAUCAUCAUCAUCAUAUUCAUCUAUUGGGCAGUACUAGCAGCGUGUUUAUUAUAGCCAGGAUAGAAUGAUUAGCAUGAUUAGCAAGGAGAAGGGCUUUGGUUGGUGUCCCUUGUUCCUUGUGUGGAUGUGUUUAUAGACUUAAGUUGGGGACUGGUCCAUCUCAGGGCACAUGAGCUGAGAGGAUCAACAGCUGAACCGCUGCAACAAAGAGCAGGCCUGUAAAGCCUUACCUGAUAUGAAGGAUUCAUGUAUAGCCAUACAACCCACUCCAGAUGUGUGAUGUCCUCCGUGUGAUGCAGCACUCCUGUGUAUGAUGUCCAGCACCAUCCUUUGGAAGUUCUAGGAAAAUGAUGCCAACAAAGUUUCGGAUGUCACUCAUUUUGUAUAGUUUUGUUCAGUUUUGUCGCACUGAACACCAAAGACUUCCCACAUCUGUUUGCGUUUUAGGUCUUUCGUGUAAAUAUGAGGUUUAGUAAGAUUAUUGUCUAACCCUGCAUAUCUGUUUGUGAUGUCAGAACACUCCUCUGUAAAUCGUAAGCCAGAAGUCUUCAAGUCUGCUGUUUGGCUUUGGAAGGGAACAUUUUCCGGUAACUUUUUUUUUGUUUUGUUUUUUUGUAGAACUCCUUCAUUCGUUUUCCUUUCCAUUUUUCUCUCUCUUGACUGCUGUUGCUGUGCACUAUUGAAGAGCCACGAGUGCCUACACUUGAAGUGACAUUGAUCACAGUUUGCUGAUGACUCCAUAUUUCUCUGUUGAUCAGCUGUAGAUGAGACCCAACUGUAUCAACUCCUGGAAAUCUGUCUUUUUAAUUUACUUGCGUGCUACUAAUUUUAGGUUCAGCUCAUGGAUUAAAAAAAAAAAAUAAUUCUGUCAGGGUUUGGGCCUGACAUCCUCUCAAUAGUGGUAGAACAAAGAUUUGAGAACUCCUCUGGCUACAUACCUGAUGAUUACACAUUUCUCGUCUUAAGAGGAUCUAUUGAAAAGUAAUUAAAUAUGUAUUUUAUUUUUUAUUUUAUUGUAAAGAAUAACAGGGCUCUAGAAAUAAAGGUGGACAUAUAUUUGAUAUUUUACCUGAAGGAACGGCAAAGACUCAAAUCAGUCAAAACUACAAGACAAACAAACUGAAGCAUUUCUGUGAACCAACGUUUCUAACAGCGAAGUGAAAAAUCUCCUCUCUGCAUGGCCUUUAUACGUUGUUCAAAUUCAAGAAUCCUUUUAAAUCCGUCUUAUUUUAGCAAAUGAGCUGCUUUUUGUUUGAGCUCUUCCUCUGCAUCCAUGGUUUUAUAUGUGGUUGGUGAUAAUAUCAUUGUAAAGUUGUAGGUAUUUACUUAUGAUGAAUGUUUAAGUGGAAUUUCAUGCUAUUUUCGAGUUCAAUAAAUCUAAUUUUUUGUAUGAUUUUU
Oryzias latipes (Japanese medaka) is the source of this 2913-nucleotide messenger RNA. It is a transcript of the gene vps37ba, whose product is annotated as VPS37B subunit of ESCRT-I a. The record is from RefSeq and is a predicted model, not a curated record. Gene Ontology annotation, biological process: protein targeting to vacuole; ubiquitin-dependent protein catabolic process via the multivesicular body sorting pathway; protein targeting to membrane. Gene Ontology annotation, cellular component: ESCRT I complex. Lineage: Eukaryota; Metazoa; Chordata; Actinopteri; Beloniformes; Adrianichthyidae.